CAAACAAUUCUCUUUCCCUCAAAAUGAACCGCAAAACAAAUAUGAAACAAGUCGGAGAAGAUGAAUAUUUGUGCCUCAGUUUCAACAAUUUUGGACUUUUAUCGGAUAUCGCUGCAAAAAUCUCCGAUGAAUUUCAGGCGGAGGAGAAAGAUAGCUUGAACGGCGGCGAAGAAGAUUUCGAAUUCUCUUUAGUCUCUGAGAAACCGGAUAACUCAAUCGCGGAAUUCAUCUAUGACGGUCAGACUAAAUUCCAGCAGCCAAUUUUCCCUCUUUUCAACUGCGAUCUAUUGCUAAGCGAUUCGGAUUUGAAGGAUGUUGAUAAAUCAAUUUUGAUUCCGUUGAAGAAGUUGUUUCUAGAAAAAAGUGAAUCAUCGGCAUCAUCGGAGGCAGAGGAAUUGGAGACGAUACCUGCCGGGACUUACUGUAUGUGGAAGCCGAAGAUAAGUGAGCCAUCACCAGGAAAAUGCAAGAAGAGUAAAUCAACAGGAUUUGUAUCGAAGCGAUGGCCAAGGAUCCGAGAUCUGUUACGGAGGAGUAAUAGUGAAGGGAAGGAAGAGGACAGUUUUGUAUUUCUCAAACCAAAAAAGACAAUAGAAAACGAAUCAGCAAAAACAAAAAAUUCCAGUGAGGUGGUGAAGACGGCCGGAAAAUUUAAGCAGACGAAAACUAGCACUAGCGGAGGAGAAAAGGUUUUACCGCCGCCGCCGCCGGCGUCUCAGCAGGCAGUGUAUUAUGUACGAAAUAGAGCGGAUAAAGAAGCUGAUAAGAAUAAGAGAAAAUCAUAUUUACCUUAUAGGAAAGAGCUUAUAGGAUUUUUUGCUAUUGGUUUGAGUAGAAGUUAUCGUCCAUUCUAACAACAUGCAAAUGCUUUUAGCAUAGAUUGUUAGAGUUUUUUUUUUUCCAUUAAAAAGAUUUUGACAACUCCUCUCUA
Messenger RNA from Solanum tuberosum (potato), 931 nucleotides. RefSeq lists its product as uncharacterized. The record is from RefSeq and is a predicted model, not a curated record. NCBI's taxonomy places the organism in Eukaryota, Viridiplantae, Streptophyta, Magnoliopsida, Solanales, Solanaceae. Bases 24 to 854 code for a protein of 276 amino acids. The transcript has a single exon.